This is a messenger RNA of Erigeron canadensis, 3730 nucleotides long. RefSeq lists its product as uncharacterized. The transcript is spliced from 14 exons. Gene Ontology annotation, cellular component: mitochondrion. Gene Ontology annotation, molecular function: DNA-binding transcription factor activity, RNA polymerase II-specific; malonate-semialdehyde dehydrogenase (acetylating, [NAD(P)+]) activity; methylmalonate-semialdehyde dehydrogenase (acylating, NAD+) activity. The record is from RefSeq and is a predicted model, not a curated record. Gene Ontology annotation, biological process: thymine catabolic process; L-valine catabolic process. NCBI's taxonomy places the organism in Eukaryota, Viridiplantae, Streptophyta, Magnoliopsida, Asterales, Asteraceae. The coding region runs from base 1 to 3228 and encodes 1075 amino acids.
AUGGAACAACCCGAAGAAAAUGCAUCUACGAGCUCUGUGUAUGCAUUUGAUGGAAACAAGUUGAAAAGAGCUAUUGACUGUAUCGAUCCGUUUGGAAAAAAAAAAAUUUUUGUGGAACGAUCUGUCGACAAUUUAAAAAGUGUAGCUGCAAACCCCAUGUGCACUGCACACACAUUUGGUGUGAACAUGUCGAAGAGAACUGUUGAUCACAUGGAUCUAUUUGCGAUCCCAAACACUUGUCAAACACAAACAUUCAUGGAAAAACCAAGUAACCAUGAAGACUGUGCAUCUCUGAAGACAAUGUACACUGGAUAUGAAUUUGAUGCAAACAAGUCGACGAGAAAUAUGGAUUACAUGAAUCCAUUUUCAGUCCCAGACAACUCUGAAAUAAGUAGAUUCAUGGGGCAGCCGAUCAAGUGUGAAGAAGGAGCAUCCUCAAGUCCACUGUACACAGCAUACACGUUUGAUUCUGACAAGUCGAAUGGAGCUACAGAUCAUAUGGAUCCCUUUGCUGUUAAGAACUGGGGGCAAGAACUUUAUUUAACAAAAUAUGGGUCUGCUAUAAAAGAUUUUGAAGAUCAUUUGCUAAGAAAACAGAUGAUGAUGCAAAGAAGGGUUCCCUCACUUCAUGCUGAUUUAGUAGAGACAAAUCCGGUGAAGGAUAUUUCCAUUGCAGAUCUUGUUAGGAAUGCGGUUAUGUGUCAUGAUAUAAGUGUACCAGAUGCUGCUCUUAUAGCUGUCUCAGAUGUUAAUGAACCCAUAUCUGCGAGGCCUUUUCAACCUUAUCGAGACAUAAUCUUAAAUAAGCCUGAUGGGCAGUGUUUGAUGAAACAGUUUUUGGAGGGUGGUUAUGUUCACGACCAACUUUCACUGGGAAAUAGUAGAGGAGAAGGAGAAGGUGUAGCAGAAAAUCAUUUGAAUACUUCUGUUGUGUCGGCAGAUAAAGAAAACAAAGAUAGGAACAUUGAUAGUGAUGUAGAAGCUGCAAAAAAACAUGAUAAAGGUGAAUAUGCAAGUGUUCAACCUGAUUCAAAACAUAUUGCAAGUUUUCACCUAAACAAAUCAACCCAAGGUGAUGAAUAUGAAAGAAAUUUGGCUGUCAAGGGCACAUUAGGUUUUUCUACCGACGAGGUAUUUAAGUCUCGUCAAGAUUUAAUGGAUUGGGUGCAAGAUGUGGGCCGUUCUCUUGGUUAUGUUAUUGUCACCAAAAGAUCCAAGUCAAAACGUGGAUACAUGUCUAAAGUUAAUCUUAAGUGUGAUCGUGGUGGUAUAUUCAAAAGUAAAAGCUCCAUUAGAACUACUGGGAGCAAAAAAAUUAAUUGCCCAUUCGAAUUGGUCGGAAAAUACUAUAAGGUGAAUGAUUUGUGGGUAUUAGAGGUGAUAUGUGAGAAACAUAAUCAUGAACCUGCAUUAGACAUGGAGGGUCAUCCACAUGCAAAGCGAUUGUCUAAAGAUGAAGCUCGUUUGGUGGGUGAUUUGUUAAACAAGAAUGUGAAACCACAAGAAAUUCUAUCAACAUUGAAGGAGCAAAAUACAUAUAAUGUGUCCACAAUGAGAACCAUUUACAAUGCACGGCAUAAGUUUCGGCGGACCGAACAUGCAGAAACAUCUAUGGGACUACCCAUCAGUGAUGAAGAAAGUGUAUCUCUGAGUCCAGUGUACACCGAGUAUGCAUCUGAUGCAAACAAGUCAGAAAACACUAUUGGUCACACGGAUCCGUCUAGGAUACUGAAUACGUGUGUAACAUGUGAGCAUGGGCUAGGCCAGGAGGGCGUUUAUGCUGACAACCAAUUUCUAACGGGGAGUAGCGGAGGAGAAGGAGAAGGCAUUGAAGAGAAUCGUGUGGAUACUGAUGUCAAGUCGGUAGAUAAAGAAGACAAAGACAGGAACAUUGAUAGUGAUGUAGAGGUUGCAAAUAAACAUGAUAAAGGUGAAUAUGUAGGUGUGCACCCUGAUUCAAAGCAUAUCGCGAGUUUUCACCCAAACAAAUCAACCCAAGGUGAUGAAAAUGAAAGAAAUUUGGCCACCAAGGGCACAUCAGGUUUUUCUAGGGACAAGGUAUUUAAGUCUUGUCAAGAUUUACUGGAUUGGGUGCAAAAUGUGGGCCGUUCUCUUGGUUAUGUUAUUGUCACCAAAAGAUCCAAGUCACAAAGUGGAUACAUGUCUAAAGUUAAUCUUAUGUGUGAUCGUGGUGGUAUAUGCAAAAGUAAAAGCUCCAUUACAAGUAUUAGGAGCAAAAAGAUAAACUGCCCAUUCGAAUUGGUUGGAAAAUACUAUAAGGUGAAUGAUUUGUGGGUAUUACAGGUAAUAUGUGGAAAACAUAAUCAUGAACCUGCAUUAGACAUGGAGGGUCAUCCAUACGCAAUGCGAUUGUCUGAAGAUGAAGCUCGUUUGGUUGGAGAUUUAUCAAAUAAGAACGUGAAACCACAAGAAAUUCUAUCAGUAUUGAAGGAGCAAAACACAGAUAAUUUGUCUACGCUGAAAACCAUUUACAAUGCACGGCAAAAGUUUCGUAGGACCGAACAUGCAGAAAAAUCCAUGGGACUACCUGAAAAAAGUGCAUCUUCGAGUCAAGUAUACACUGAGAAUGCAUCUGAUACAAAUAAGCCGGAGAGCACUAUUGAUCAUACGGAUCCGUCUAGAAUACUGAACACGUGUGAAAUAAAAGCAUUUAUGGAACAAUCGAUCAAGCAUGUAGAGAGUGCAUCCACAAACCCAACGCGUACUGCAUACAUAUUUGAUUCAAACAAGUCAAAGGGAACUAUUGAUAAUGUGGAUCCAUCUACAUCCCCAACCACAUGUGAAAUAAAAACAUUCAAGGAACAACUAAUCAACAAUGUAGAAAAUGCAUCUAGAAACCGAAUUUCUUCUACAAAGGCAUUUGAUGCAAGCAAGUCAAAGAGAAGUAUGGGUCAGAAGGAUUUAUUUGCAAUCCGAAACACUGAAACUUUCAUGGAACAACUGAUCAACAAUGAGAAAAGUGCAUAUCGGAACCCAAUGUAUACUGCAUAUGCAUUUGAUGCAAACAAGUUGACCAGAGGUUCUGAUUUCAUGGAUCCUUUUGCAAUCCCUAGCAGCUGUGAAAUAAAAACAUUUAUGGCACAGGGGCAGCCGAUCAAGCGUGAAGAUGGUGUAUCUCUGAGCCCAUUUUAUGCUGCUUACGCAUUUGAUGCAGAUAAGUUGAAGAGAACUAUUGAUAACAUGGAUCCAUUUGCUAUCGAAAACUAGGUGCAAGAGCUUGACACAGCUAAAUAUUGGUCUGUUAUCAAAAAUAGGUUUAACACUCUUUUGUAUAUAUACUGAUUAGAAAUAUAAGGGGGCUGUAGGUCCUAGAUGGUUCAGCCUUUUGGGACUAGAUACAGGCCAGGACAUGGACCCAGUUCAAGGCCUUUCGAGUGUUUGUGACUUUGUGCAUCUCUGUGAAAGGGUCAUGAGAUCUGUUAGCCGUUGAAUAGGUAACAUAGAUUCUUUGAAUGUAGAAAUAGUUUAUUUAUCUAAAGGUUUGUUAGAAUCAUCAUGUAGGAGGGAGAUUUUGCCCAAGGCAUAUCUUCGUUGGGGCAAAGAGAAGGAAAAGGUGUUGAAGAAAGUUAAACAAUACUGGCUGCUGCUGUUUGAGUCAACGGAUUAAACAAGUAGACAAUAAUGUUGAUAGUGAUGUAAAGGUUGAAUCAAACAUUAAAAUAGUGAAUAUGGAGGCGUUUAAUCUGAUGCAAAUGCUGGUCCGUGGAGA